AUGGCGGAAGCUCUCGCCUCAACUUUGGCCGAGCUGAGCCUCAGUACCCAGCAUCUCAGCGGGGCCGAAUUCGAUGCUCGGAUAACUGACGAAGAAAACGGCGUGUACCACGGCUACAAGCCUCGAAAGAGAGCACGUCAAAACGCCACGGAUCUUAAGGAAGAAUUAGAAGCUGAAUUCUUGACUCCAUCCGCCCAAUUCAGCCCUGAGUGGCUUAACCGACUCCAAAGGCGAUGGGAUGUCUCGGCAGACUAUACAGAUCUCUUCGAGGUCGCCGGCACCCAAACGCGGACGAUUGUCCGGUUCGAUCGCGAAGGUCUGGAAGGAAGAGUCACGGGCUAUCACGAAGUUACAGUUCCCGCCAGCAGCGCCAAUGCUAAGAAUUCAACCUCCCUGCUCCGGCGGCCGGCCGGCCGCGCGGAUUUCGUCCGAGGGGCCGCGGGCUUUUUCCCGUUCGCGCCUGGCGGUCUGGACGGUGUGGAGGCGAUCGCGGAAAUGGAAUCCGAGGCGCAGACGGCCGAGCAACAGCGACCAGGCGGAAAGCAGGCCGGUCUCGAUCGGAUCAUCAAUUUUGGGGCCGAGGGUGGUCUUCUAGAGGUUGCUCCUGGGUUCACGCGUGGAUUACGCUUCGAAGAGGCGAAGUCGAAGGAAGCUGCUGAAGGUGACCAGGAGGUCGAGCAUGCGCUCCAGCAGGAGGAGAGUCAGCUCUCUGUUGAGCGUGACGAGGCGACGUCUGACAUUGAGGGUGGCGUGAAGAUCGAGGAUGAGGACGAGUUAAGUGGCGACGAGGAAGAUAUCGACGCUUUGUUACCGGUUGAGUUCCCUGCUCUCGAGCCCCGUGCGCCGCUGUUGUCCGGCAUCCAGAAGAAAGGCGGCCGUGAAUGGGCGCAUGUUGUGGAUGUCAAUAAAGAUAUCCCCAAUUUCGGAGAGCUCGUCCCGGAUAUGGCGAGAGAGUGGCCGUUCGAACUGGAUACUUUCCAAAAGGAGGCCGUGUACCACCUGGAGAGUGGUGAUUCCGUGUUUGUGGCCGCGCAUACGUCGGCGGGCAAAACAGUUGUCGCUGAGUAUGCGAUUGCUCUGGCUGCCAAGCAUAUGACCAAGGCUAUCUAUACGUCCCCGAUCAAAGCGCUGAGUAACCAAAAAUUCCGCGAUUUCAGGAACACCUUCGACGAUGUCGGCAUUCUCACCGGUGAUGUCCAGAUCAAUCCCGAGGCGAGUUGUUUGAUUAUGACGACUGAGAUCCUGCGGAGUAUGCUUUAUCGUGGGGCCGAUUUGAUCAGAGACGUGGAGUUUGUGAUCUUCGAUGAGGUCCAUUAUGUCAAUGAUCUUGAGAGAGGUGUCGUCUGGGAAGAAGUCAUUAUCAUGCUCCCCGAGCAUGUUACCCUGAUUCUUUUGUCUGCUACAGUACCUAACACAUAUGAGUUUGCGUCCUGGGUCGGACGCACUAAGAAAAAGGAUAUCUACGUUAUUUCAACCGCGAAACGUCCAGUCCCCCUCGAGCACUACCUCUGGGCUGGAAAGGACAAGUUCAAGAUCGUGGACUCGAACAAGAGGUUUCUCGAAAACGGCUGGAAGGAAGCUGACAAUGUCAUUUCGGGCAGAGACAAAAUCAAAGCCCAGAAAGCCGCGGAGGCGCAGGCCCAGUCCCAAGCACAGCGCGGAGGACCCCAAGGAAGAGGACGUGGGCAGGCUGCCGGACGAGGACAAGCUCCUGGGCGAGGAGGAGCUCGGGGGAACUCGCAACGAGGUGGUGCUCCCCGAGGCAGAGGACAGCCGUCAAACAGGGGCACUGGAAACAUUGCGCGCACUGGCCGUGGAGGUGGUCGAACCACCGCUGCACAGGAUAAGACAAUAUGGGUGCAGUUGGUUCAGCAUCUUCGCAAGGAGAACCUACUUCCCGGUUGCAUCUUCGUUUUCUCGAAGAAGCGAUGUGAAGAAAAUGCCGACUCGCUUUCCAACCAGGACUUCUGCAACGCAUCCGAGAAGAGUCUUAUUCACAUGUUUAUUGAGAAAUCCCUGACCCGACUGAAGCCUGAAGACCGGGAUCUCCCACAGAUUCGACGGCUUCGCGACUUACUGAGUCGAGGUAUUGCUGUCCACCACGGUGGGCUGCUGCCGAUUAUGAAAGAGAUCGUGGAGAUUUUGUUCGCUAAGUCCUUGGUCAAGGUGCUGUUCGCCACUGAAACAUUUGCGAUGGGCCUGAAUCUGCCGACAAGAACCGUCGUCUUCUCUGGGUUCCGUAAGCAUGACGGAAAGGGCUUCCGAGAUCUGCUUCCGGGUGAAUAUACACAGAUGGCAGGACGCGCUGGUCGAAGAGGUCUGGAUACCGUUGGAUACGUGAUUAUUGUCAGUGUAGGCAAAGAUGAGGCGCCUCCGGCCGCGGCCCUGCGACGGAUGAUUUUGGGUGAUCCGACGAAGCUCCGAUCUCAGUUCCGACUGACAUACAAUAUGAUUCUCAAUCUGUUGCGUGUGGAAGCUCUGAAAAUCGAAGAGAUGAUCAAGCGAAGCUUCAGCGAGAACGCCACCCAAGCCCUGCUUCCAGAGCACGAGAAACAGGUCCAGCUUUCAGAAGCUAGUUUGGAAAAGAUUAAACGAGAAGCUUGCGACAUAUGUGAUGUUGACCUCACGGCUUGCCAUGACGCGGCCAUCGAGUACGAGAAGCUGACAAGCGAACUUCAUGUUGGCUUGGUUUCAUCUCCGAUUGGAAAACGCCUUUUCUCGCCGAAGCGGUUGAUUGUGUAUCGCAAGGAUGGAUACCGCACUGCGGGUAUCAUCGUCCGAGAAGGCGUAGGAGGGGGCCCGACGCCCAACAUACAGGUUCUUGAGAUCGGCAAGCUGGGAAGCAGACGCCACCCGAGUGAUAUUCUUCCCUUCCUCCCCGAAUUUCGGAAGCUGAUGCAGCCUCUUCCCACCCGUGCGGCUGAUAUGACGCUGAAAGUGUGCAAGAUCCCUCUCUCUGACCUCGAGUGUAUCACCAAUACAUUGGUCAAACUCAGCGGCCCAACGUGGUAUCUUAACAUCAAAAAAGAGGCCAUCAAGUUCGCAGACAAGGAACUGUCUAAGCUUUGCGGUUCGUGGGCAACCCCUGUGUGGGACGAGAUGGACUGGUCCCGGAUCAAGGAGCUACAAGUGCGGGACAUCCUCGAGAAGCGACGUGCCCAGGCCAAGAUUGCGCAGUCCUGUCGGUCUGUGCAAUGCCCGGACUUUUUGAAGCAUUUUGAAAUGCAACAUGACGAAUGGCAGGUCAAGGAAAACAUUUCGCAGCUGAAGCAGCUCAUGUCGGAUCAAAAUCUGCAGCUCCUGCCGGACUACGAGCAACGGAUUCAAGUGUUGCGGGAAUUAGGGUUCAUCGAUGAGCAGUCUCGCGUGCAGCUGAAAGGCAAGGUCGCGUGCGAGAUCCACUCCGCUGACGAGCUGGUCUUGACGGAGCUGAUCCUGGAGAACGUGCUGGCCGAAUACGAGCCGGAGGAGAUUGUCGCGCUGUUGUCGGCAUUUGUUUUCCAGGAGAAGACAGAAAACGUGCCUACGUUAACGCCGCGUCUGGAGAAGGGCAAGGAGGCGAUUGUUCGCAUCUCGGACAAGGUGAAUGAUUUCCAGGUGCAGUAUCAGGUGAUCCAGUCCAGCGAGGACUCGAACGACUUUGCCAGUCAGCCGCGGUUCGGCCUGGCGGAAGUGGUCUACGAAUGGGCCAAGGGCAUGUCGUUCAAUCGCAUCACGGAUCUGACGGACGUGAUGGAGGGAACGAUUGUGCGGACGAUCACGCGUCUGGACGAAACCUGUCGAGAAGUGAAGAAUGCGGCGAAAUUGGUGGGAGAUCCGACGUUGUAUACGAAGAUGCAACAGGCGCAGGAGCUGAUCAAGCGCGAUGUGAUUUUUGCGGCGUCGUUGUAUAUGUAG
Messenger RNA from Aspergillus terreus NIH2624, 3897 nucleotides. Its product is annotated as SKI complex RNA helicase subunit SKI2. Gene Ontology annotation, molecular function: RNA helicase activity; RNA binding; ATP binding. Gene Ontology annotation, biological process: nuclear-transcribed mRNA catabolic process, 3'-5' exonucleolytic nonsense-mediated decay. The coding region runs from base 1 to 3897 and encodes 1298 amino acids. Gene Ontology annotation, cellular component: Ski complex. NCBI's taxonomy places the organism in Eukaryota, Fungi, Ascomycota, Eurotiomycetes, Eurotiales, Aspergillaceae. The transcript is spliced from 6 exons. The record is from RefSeq and is a predicted model, not a curated record.